Messenger RNA from Olea europaea var. sylvestris, 1638 nucleotides. RefSeq names its product GTPase Der. Gene Ontology annotation, cellular component: chloroplast. Gene Ontology annotation, molecular function: GTP binding. The transcript is spliced from 7 exons. Bases 48 to 1277 code for a protein of 409 amino acids. The record is from RefSeq and is a predicted model, not a curated record. Lineage: Eukaryota; Viridiplantae; Streptophyta; Magnoliopsida; Lamiales; Oleaceae.
GGAAAAGGAUAAACCCUGUUUCUUCCACUGAAAAUUCCACACACAGAAUGAAGCAAAUGUCAUCACUGGACCUUUGCACCUCAAUUUUUCCUUUGUUCUCUCCAAUCCCCAAGUGUUUCCCUUCUCCAACGGGGUUCUCUUUCUCCAAGCCCCGCCUCUGCCACCUUAAUAUUCGGUGUCGAUUUCUUUCUCCGCCGGCUGCCACCCAGUUCUCUUCCGACAAAGAAAAUGAAGAAUUAUUGUUAGCAGAAAUAAACGUAAAUGAAGAAGAGUACGAGCUUGAAUGCGAUUCGUCCGAGGAGGAGGAGAAGAUUAAUUUUGAAGAGUUUGAACGCCAAGCCCAACAAGCUGUGAAGGACUAUUCAGAUUCCUUGUCUCACCAAUUGAAAAUCGAAGAUGAGACUUCCAGUCAAAAGGACACUCGUGGGAAGCAGAAGAGGAGAAAUAAUACCACUUACAAUGUUCCAGAUCAUCUUCUUCCAAGGGUUGCAAUUGUCGGAAGGCCAAAUGUUGGUAAAUCAGCACUGUUCAAUCGUCUUGUUGGGGGGAACAGAGCCAUUGUGGUAGAUGAACCUGGUGUGACAAGGGAUCGUUUGUAUGGUAGAUCAUUUUGGGGAGACUACGAAUUCAUGGUAGUGGAUACUGGAGGUGUUCUAACUAUUUCUAAGUCACAGACCAAUGUGAUGGAAGAAUUGGCUGUCUCUACAACCAUUGGCAUGGAGGGGAUUCCCCUUGCCUCCAGGGAGGCUGCUGUUGCCAGGAUGCCUUCGAUGAUUGAGAAACAAGCUACAAUGGCUGUAGAAGAGUCAUCUGUCAUCAUAUUCCUUGUUGAUGGUCAGGCAGGUUUAACUGCGUCUGACAUGGAAAUCGGAGAUUGGUUACGGAAAAACUAUUCACACAAAUGUAUUAUUCUUGCUGUCAACAAGUGCGAAUCUCCUCGUAAAGGAGUAAUGCAAGCUUCAGAAUUCUGGUCUUUGGGGUAUUCACCACUUUCUAUAUCUGCUAUAUCUGGGAGUGGAACUGGAGAGCUUCUUGAUCUUGUUUGCUCACAACUAGAAAAAAUUGAGACAGAAAACAAUGAAGAAGAAGAUUAUGUUCCUGCAAUUGCGAUUGUUGGCCGGCCAAAUGUUGGUAAAAGUAGUAUUCUGAAUGCUUUGGUUGGAGAGGACAGAACAAUAGUCAGUCCAGUUAGUGGAACAACACGUGAUGCCAUAGAUACUGAAUUUUCUGGGUCAGAUGGUCAGGUGAGUUAUAUGACUGCUGCCUUCCUUUUCUAACAUGAUAGAAUCACUUGCAAACAUUAGUAUUUGAACGAUUCAACACUUCUUUCUGAUUGGCUAAAUUUACAUACUCAAUUAUUGAUUUUAUAAUUCAACACUUCUUUCUGCUUUUUUUAUUUUUUUUAUUCAAAUGUAUUAAUGAUUUACUUUGUAGUAUUUGAAUGGUAAGUUGUAAUACAAAUGGAAGAACCUACCAGUUUUAAGUUGCAAGGGAGGAGAAAGGUUGUUCUGGAAUUUGUGCCAAGAGGGAAGAGGAAGAAUUUUAAUAUGACCCUGCAACGGAAAUUUUCUAAAAUGCUCAUGUUAAUUCUCUCCCUGAUGGAGUAGAAUUGAUAAGGCACAUCUAUGCAUUAGUGAU